UGGGGACACAUAAUCCCAGACAACUCAAAUUGCAAAAGCAACAUAGUAUUCUCUUUUUCUCUCCUUCCUCAUAGACCCAUCCUUUCGAUUUACACAUAAACAGUAUGGCAGAUAAAUUAGCUACAUUUGAGAAGGGAAAGAAGAUAACAAUUUUAAGUAUAGAUGGUGGUGGCAUUAGAGGCAUCAUUCCCGGAACUAUUCUAGCUUUUCUCGAGUCUAAACUUCAGGAAUUGGAUGGACCAGAUGCAAGAAUAGCAGAUUACUUUGAUGUAAUUGCUGGUACAAGCACAGGUGGUUUGGUUACUUCCAUGCUUACAGCUCCUAACGAGAAUAAUCGACCUUUGUACGCUGCAAAAGAUUUAACCCGCUUCUACAUCGAACAUGGACCAAAAAUCUUCCCUCAACGAAAUUAUUUCUUAAGUUCAGUGGUGAAUAUGUUUGGAAAAGUUAUGGGCCCAAAGUACGAUGGCAAAUACUUGAGAUCAUUGAUAAACAGAUUGCUUGGAGAUAUAACACUUAAGGAAACACUAACGCAAGUCAUUAUUCCUGCUUUUGACAUUAAGCUUCUUCAACCUGUGAUUUUCAGCACACUCGAUGCAAAAUGGGAUGCGUUAAAGAAUCCAAAACUGGCUGAUGUUUGUAUCAGUACCUCCGCCGCUCCCACUUUCUUACCUGGCCAUGAAUUUCAAACUAAGGACUCUAAGGGAAAUACUCGUAACUUCGAUAUGGUUGAUGGUGGAGUUGCUGCAAAUAAUCCAACAUUGGCUGCAUUGACUCAUGUGACAAAAGAGAUGAGCAUCUUGAGAAAAAGAAGUGAACUUCUGAAAAUAAAACCAAUGGAAUCAAAAAGGAUGUUGAUCCUUUCUUUGGGAACUGGUGUGGCUAAAAAUGAUGAGAAGUAUAGUGCAGCUAUGGCUUCCAAAUGGGGUAUGCUUGGUUGGAUCUAUCAUAGAGGAGCAACACCAAUUGUUGAUAUUUUUAGUGAUGCAAGUGCAGAUAUGGUGGAUUAUCAUAUUUCUAGCGUCUUCCAAUCUGAACAUAAUGAUAGAAAUUAUCUUCGUAUUCAGGAUGACACAUUGAGUGGUGAUGUUUCGUCCGUGGAUAUUGCAACCCAACAAAACUUAUUAAAGCUCAUUGAGGUUGGAGAGAGUUUACUGAAGAAACCAUUAUCAAGGGUAAAUUUGGAAUCUGGAAAGUUUGAGGCACUUGAUGGAGAAGGAACUAAUGAAAAAGCACUUGCAGAAUUUGCUCAAAUGUUGUCUGAUGAGAGGAAACUACGAUUGAGCCCUUGAGGCUAUCUAAUUCCCAUUUCAUCAAUUUAUGCUUCUUUCAUGUUUUCAUCUUCAACCCCCCUUUUUUUUCUGUCUUCCAUAGAUACGUCACUUCUUUUAAGCCUUUCAUACUUUAGUCCAGUAAAUUGUAAAAAUACUUGUAAUAAUUUUUUUACACCCUGUUGUUGUUUUAUUUUUCUCUUUUGUAUUUCACCCUUUCUAGUUUUAAUCGAUUCUAUAUAUUGUUGGCGUGGUUUCCUAGAAACUUUCGUAGAAUGUACAUAAAUGUGGACAAAAUAAGUAAAGGACAAGUGAAUAUGAAUUUCUGUUGA
Molecule: messenger RNA, 1603 nt
Organism: Cucumis sativus (cucumber)
Lineage: Eukaryota; Viridiplantae; Streptophyta; Magnoliopsida; Cucurbitales; Cucurbitaceae
Product: patatin-like protein 2
Exons: 6
Coding region: 105-1292 (395 amino acids)
Biological process (GO): lipid metabolic process
Molecular function (GO): glycerophospholipase activity; monoacylglycerol lipase activity
Source: RefSeq, a predicted model, not a curated record